CUGCUGCUCUCAUUCCCAGAUCCCACACGGCUCACGGAGCAGACGUGGCCUGGUCUUCCUGGCUCUUUUACCUUCACGGGCUCUUGAUGGGGACUUUUCUUCGGAGGAUGCUGACCCUGACCUUUUGAAGGAGGAUGACGCCGCUGGGGAGGAAGGUGCAGCAGGCGCUGCUGCUCUUGGUCCUGCUGAGGUCCUGCACUGCUCAGACUCAAGAAGUGGUGGUGUGUACCGGCACCCAGAAUGAUUUGAGCAUGACGGGAAAUUCUGAGAUCCAGUACAACUUGAUGAGGGAGCGGUACAGGGGCUGUGAGAUCGUCAUGGGGAACCUGGAGAUCACCAUGAUGGAGCACACCAGAGACUUCUCCUUCCUGCAGUCAAUCAGGGAGGUGACAGGCUACAUCCUGUUUGCCAUCAACGAGUUCAGCCGCCUGCCGCUGGACCACCUGCGCGUCAUUCGUGGCACCACCCUGUACGAGGACCAGUACGCCUUGGCUGUGAUGGUCAACUACCAAAAGGACGGCCAGCACGGCCUGCAGGAACUGGGCCUGACGCACCUGACAGAGAUACUGGAGGGAGGGGUGAAGAUCUUCCAGAAUAAGUACCUGAGCUACGCCCCACGGGUCACCUGGCUGGACAUCGUGAAGGACAGCACGGCGCCCAUCGUCAUCGACGACAACGGACCUGACAAGCCUUGCAGUGCAGCAUGUGAAGACGUACCGUGUUGGGGUCCAGGAAACGACACAUGUCAGAUCUUGACAAAGACAAUCUGCGCCCCUCAGUGCAACGGUCGCUGCUUUGGCAGAAACCCCAGCGAGUGUUGCCACAACGAGUGUGCUGGGGGCUGCACGGGACCCUUGGAUACCAACUGCUUUGCUUGCAGGAACUUCAACAACUCGGGUUCCUGCGUUCCUCAGUGUCCCCAGACGGUCAUCUACAACAAGCACACCUUCAAACUGGAGCCCAACCCCAACGCCAAGUAUCAAUAUGGCUCCAUCUGUGUCGCCCAGUGUCCCACAAACUUUGUGGUGGAUGGCAGCUCCUGUGUGAGCAACUGUCCCUCGGGUAAAAUGGAGGUGGAGAAAAACGGUGUGAAAAGAUGCGAACUCUGUGGAGGUCUCUGCCCCAAAGUGUGCCGCGGGACGGGGACUCAGAACCGGCAGACUGUGGAUGCUCUCAACAUUGACAGUUUUGUCAACUGCACAAAGAUCCAAGGCAGUCUUCACUUCCUGGUGACCGGAAUCCAUGGUGACGAUUACAAAAGCGUGCCGGCCCUCAAUCCGGAGAAACUGAAAAUCUUCAACACGGUGCAGGAGAUCACAGACAUCCUCAGCAUCCAGUCGUGGCCUGAAAACAUGACGGACCUCUCUGUCUUCUCCAACCUGCAAACCAUCCAAGGCCGAUCACUCUACAGAGGAGUGAGCUCAAGAAGGGGCUACUCCUUGUUGGUGAUGAAGAUCCCCUCUCUGACCUCGCUGGGCUUACGCUCGCUGCAAAGAAUCAACGACGGCAGCGUUUACAUCACGGGAAACAAGAACCUUUGCUACCACGACACGGUCAACUGGACGCGCAUCCUGAGCAGCAGCUCACGCCCACAGCGGCGCCAGAAGUACAUUGACAUCAAGGAGAACCGGCCAAGAACUGAGUGCGUUGAGGAGGGACACGUGUGCGACCCCCUGUGCUCCUCUGAGGGCUGCUGGGGCCCGGGGCCGGACCAGUGCCUGUCCUGCAAUAAAUACAGCAGGGGAGGAACUUGUGUGGCAGACUGCAUGUUCUUGACUGGGGAGAGGCGAGAGUUUGCUGACACUUCGGGAGAAUGCAUGCCCUGUCACUCCGAAUGUAAGGUCCAGGAGGGGAUGGAGACCUGCACAGGCCCGGGAGCCGACCAGUGUGUGGCAUGUGCCAACCUGCAGGACGGCCCCCACUGUGUGACCCUGUGUCCUGAGGGCGUGAUGGGAGGUGAAGGGGUCAUCUUUAAGUACCCAAACAAGCAAGGCCGCUGUGACCCAUGUCACGCCAACUGUACCCAAGGGUGCUUUGGUCCAGGAAUUGGGGACUGCGUAGGGUCUUCCAGAUAUAUUUCUGGGCAAGCCACCACCGGCAUCGUGCUGGGAGUUAUCGCCCUUCUGUUUGUCAGCUUCUCUGUUUUCGUGCUGAGUGUUUUGUACCGUCGCGGCCUCGCCAUUCGUCGCAAACGAGCUAUGAGGAGGUACAUGGCCAGCGGAGAGAGUAUUGAGCCACAGGACCCCGGAGAGAAAGGUCCCAAAGUCCACGCUCGGAUCCUGAAGUCCACAGAGCUGCGGAAGAUCAAGCUGUUGGGUCACGGAGUGUUUGGAAUGCUUCAUAAGGGUAUUUGGAUCCCUGAAGGCGACACGGUGAAGCUUCCAGUUGCCAUAAAAACUAUUCACGAUCGCACCGGGCGGCAGACGUUCUUCGAAGUAACUGAUCACAUGAUGGUGAUGGGAAGCUUGGACCACGUCAACGUCGUCAGGAUCCUCGGCAUCUGCCCCGGAGCCAACCUGCAGCUCGUCAGCCAGCUCACCGGCCAGGGCUCCCUGCUGGACCACGUCAGGAACAACAAGAACAAGCUCAGCCCGCAGAGGCUCCUCAACUGGUGUGUGCAGAUCGCAAAGGGUAUGUAUUACCUGGAGGAAAACAGGAUGGUCCACAGGAACCUGGCUGCCAGAAAUGUGCUGUUGAAGAAUAACUACACGGCCCAGAUCUCAGACUACGGCAUCGCAGACCUACUGUACCCUGAUGACAAAAAGUACUUUUACAAUGAGGUGAAGACGCCAAUCAAGUGGAUGGCCUUGGAGAGCAUCCUGUUCCGCAGAUACACUCACCAAAGCGAUGUUUGGAGCUACGGCGUGACAAUCUGGGAGAUGAUGUCCCAUGGAGCUGAGCCGUACUCCACCAUGCGGCCACAGGAAGUUCCAGAUCUGCUGGAAAAGGGGGAGCGACUGUCCCAGCCUCCCAUUUGCACCAUUGAUGUCUACAUGGUCAUGGUCAAGUGUUGGAUGAUUGACGAGAACGUCCGUCCCACAUUCAAGGAGCUCGCCAAUGAAUUUACCAGAAUGGCGAGGGACCCUCCUCGCUAUCUGGUGAUAAAGGAGGAUUGCAACCAACAGGACGCGCCUCCUGAUGAGUUUGCCCAGCGGAGUGCAGACCUGGACGAUCUGGAGGAUCUGGACUUUGAACUGGAGGACCGGGUGGAGGAAGUGGAAGUAGAUGGCGUUCACCCGCCCUCCCACUACCUGUCCCAGUCCAGAAGCCUCAAUGGCCUCACCCGGCUGGAUACUCACAGGGUGGUUCUGGGCUCAGCGGGCGGUGCUGGUUACCUGCCAAUGACGGCAGGGGUUGACAACCCAGGACAGGCUCCGUGGCAGUCCCGCUCUCGACUCAACUCAGCUCGCACCGUGUCUGAGAGCUCAGAGGGCUGUGGCUUUGCCGUGGACUUGGAGAUAAUUGAGGAUUUAAGUCUGGAUGGGAGCCCCAAGCGGGGACGUCACCGGGAGGACAGCGCCUACAUGUCCCAGAGGGACAGCUUGUCCGGCGGCCCGCCUGAGACGCCGUCUCCAGAGGUGGAUGAGGAGGACCAAAACGGUUAUGUGCUCCCUGGGGACAGCCCGGAGAGAGAAACCCUGCUGUGCCCAUCUCGGGUCAUUCCCAGCAGGAUUGCCAAGUCGCACUCCUCCGGCCUCUUGGACGACCUCGUGGACGAGGAAUACGAGUACAUGAACAAGCAGACGAGCGUCUCGCCCAGAAUCAACAAGCACCUGAAAGACCCCGGCAGCCACAAGAAGCGGACGUCCUCCGUAUCGUCGCAGCUGACGGCGUGCUCUGGGGAUGUGGCGCCAUCCCUCGGCACUCGUGGCAGCUCCGAUUCUGAGCAGCUGGGAUCUCAGGAGGUUCAGUACGAAUACAUGGAUAUCAGGUGUGGUGAGAAGGAUGAAGGCCCUCCAGCGCAUGACCCGCCCCCUCCUCCUCUCGCGUCGCGGAUGGCGGAAGAGGAGGAGGAGUAUGUGGAGGACAGUAACUAUCACUACACUAACAGACAGCCCAACCUGCGGCAAGCUCUUCGAGAAAACAAGGAGUUGAAGAUCCAAAACAGGGAUGAGUAUGAGGACAUGGACUGCCUGGGCGCCGUGAAGCCUGGAGACGCGGCGGUAUACCAGAACAUGCAAACAGCAAACGAGGGCGGGGCCACUCACCAGUUUGGCUACGAGCCUUGCGUCAAAGUGCGAGCCGGAGUGGAAGUCGGCGGCGACCGAUCCUUCGACAAUCCAGGCUACUGGCACAGCAGGAUGUUCCUCAAGCCCAAAGCCGUGCCGACAUGAAGAAGCGGCCUCAUCUCAGCCCUGCAUCCAAUUUUUAUGAAGGACCUCAUCAGCUCAAAUGUAGCCUGGGGCUGGGUUUCAAUUGCGUGCUGACACCUUUUGGAUGUGGCGCUCAACAGGCCCCAAAUGGUGGCUGUGCUGCAGCGUUGUUUUUAGCAAACCCACCAAAAACCACCAAAUUGUAAACAAACUGUAUUUUCAUGACGAAAAUGAAACGUUGACAACGUGGGUGGUCUACCUACAUUGGUCCCCACCCAUGGACCCACUCGUGUUCCCACAAAUCUCAGGUGGAAGAUUAUUACGUGGCUGUUGGAUGUACGUGUGGUAAAAAGCGCUGUGCUAGCAUCAGUUCACCUCAAUUUCACAAAACAAAUAGCAAUACUUAUUUGAUCUUUUCCAACUAAAACUAUCCAAUUUGCCAAUCAUGUUGACAAAUAUAUUUUAGUAGUUUUUGGUUCAGCCAUCCAAUGGUAAUGGUAAUGGAUGUUGUUAUUAUUAUUUUUUCCUUACAGGUUCAUUGGUGGAUUUAUGAAAAAACAUUGGUCAAUUUAUUCCUACUUAAUUAAUAGUAUUAUUAUUUGUAUUUUUAUUUUAUUUUUAACAAUUAUUUUUCUAAUGUUUUAUUUGUAUUUUUUAUAAUUUUACUGGAAUACAAAUACUUUUCUGACCUCAACAAAUACGGGCUGCGUUGCACUGUGCUUAUAAUAAAAGUCGGCUCCACCCUCGCUCCUUGCAGGGUUCGAGUACUUCAGACUCAGGUUUUUUUUUUCAAGCCCCAAAUUAUACAUUUUUGUCUUUUUUAACUAAAACUAUACAAUUUCCUAUUUUUAUACUUUUUUUUAACUAAAACUUUCCAAUUUACUUAUUGACAUAUAGCUAAUAUUUUUAUCCUUUUUUUUUCUAAAACUUUCUAAUUUCCAAUACUUGACAAAUUAUAUACAGAUUUGUUUGCUUUCGUCGACUAAACCUUUAUUUGGUGGGGAGUAAAUCUGGACUAAACUAUCAUAUAUAAGAAAAGACUAAAAAUGUGACAAAAACAAGAAGCUUUUCAUCCAAAAAAUAAAAUGUCUGCCAAAAACAGCAUUGCCGUGCAGCAAUGAACCAGCAAAUUCUGCAACACCUCGCAAUUUUGUCCAAUUCCCGCACGUUUUAUCCAAUCAGAUUUGUCUCCAACUAGUGUUGAAAUGCGCAGGUCUAAGCAAUGGUGUGUCCUUGCACGGGCCGCCCAAGUCAUUACCUCUUUGUUUAUAUUGACAAGUACAUAUCUUAUCACAAGUACAUAUCAUACCACAGCUGAUGCUCAACGCUUCUCCAUGAAAACGACGUGCGAUACGGGCCAGACUGGAAAUUGAAAACAUUGCUGACAAAUUGGCAAUUGGCGAGUUGAUGCUGUGUUAUUGAAAAGAAUCAAAAACAUUGACAAUUUUGCCGCAACAUUAUCCCCUCAAAAAGCCUAUGAAAUCAUGGAGGGACCGAUUUAGUGUACUUGUACGCACAUUGAAACACAGCCCAUGGAAAAGUCAUAUAGCAAAAUAGUUCUAACUUGUAUACAGGAUUUUGUGACUGGUAUUUUCAGAUAUAAUUAAGAGCACUGAGGAGAAAACACUACAAGCUAUAUCCAGUAUGUUUACAAUUUGACAUGAACAAAGUGUGUUUUUUGAGAUUUGUAUUUUUUUUUUCUUUGUACAUUUUCAAUUCAAAUAAAAAU
Molecule: messenger RNA, 6042 nt
Organism: Doryrhamphus excisus (bluestripe pipefish)
Lineage: Eukaryota; Metazoa; Chordata; Actinopteri; Syngnathiformes; Syngnathidae
Product: receptor tyrosine-protein kinase erbB-3-like
Biological process (GO): neurogenesis; positive regulation of cell population proliferation; protein phosphorylation
Cellular component (GO): plasma membrane; basal plasma membrane; signaling receptor complex
Molecular function (GO): neuregulin binding; protein tyrosine kinase activity; ATP binding
Source: RefSeq, a predicted model, not a curated record